GAUCUACGGAAAUUGGUCCACAUGUCAGCAAAUGCAAUUGUUAAUUACAAAAUGACAAAACCCUAAAGCUUUCUGCAGUCUGUAGCUCCCCAUCAAUUUCCACACCCCUGCAACUGCAAUGUCUCAAUCUCUUUCUCUUUCAGUCAUUCAGAGCUCAAAUCUUUCUUUCAAAGGUGAGGGAAUAAAGCAUAAAUAUUUAUCAUUUAAUGCAAAUCGCAAUCAUUUGAACUUCUCAUUUCGGGAGAAAGGAAAAACGACUAUGUCUCUCAGUCCACGUGCUGCACCAACCGAAAUCCCUACGCAUUGGUAUAACAUCAUUGCUGACCUACCCAUCAAACCUCCCCCGCCUUUGCAUCCAAAGACACAUGCACCAUUACAACCUCAAGACCUGUCUCAUCUCUUUCCUGAUGAGUUGAUUAAGCAAGAAAUCAGCAGUGAACGAUUCAUUGCGAUUCCUGAUGAAGUUGUUGACAUCUACAGGCUUUGGCGUCCUACCCCUCUAAUAAGAGCCAAGAGGUUGGAGAAACUACUUGAUACACCUGCAAGAAUUUAUUACAAGUAUGAAGGUGUGAGUCCAGCCGGGUCACACAAACCAAACACCGCUGUUCCUCAAGUUUGGUAUAAUGCACAACAAGGUGUCAAGAACAUUGUCACCGAAACUGGUGCUGGUCAAUGGGGAAGUUCUUUGGCAUUUGCUUGCAGCCUAUUUGGUCUCAAUUGUGAAGUGUGGCAAGUUCGAGCUUCUUACGAUCAGAAACCAUAUCGGAAACUAAUGAUGCAAACUUGGGGAGCUACAGUUCACCCUUCUCCUUCCAACAUUACUGAAUCGGGUCGGAAAAUUCUUGAAAUGGAUCCAUCAAGUCCGGGUAGUUUGGGAAUAGCAAUUUCUGAGGCUGUUGAGAUGGCAGCUCUUAAUGAAGACACCAAGUACUGUUUAGGUAGUGUUCUGAAUCAUGUUCUGUUACAUCAGACGGUUAUUGGGGAAGAGUGUAUUAAACAGAUGGAGGCAUUAGGGGAGACCCCUGAUGUGAUCAUUGGAUGUACGGGGGGUGGGUCGAAUUUUGCAGGGCUUUGUUUUCCUUUCAUACGAGAAAAACUUAAAGGGAAAAUCAACCCUCUUAUACGAGCCGUUGAGCCUACAGCUUGCCCUUCUCUGACAAAAGGUGUUUAUGCUUAUGAUUAUGGCGAUACUGCUGGAAUGACUCCUUUGAUGAAAAUGCAUACACUUGGUCAUGACUUCAUUCCUGACCCUAUUCAUUCUGGAGGAUUGCGUUAUCAUGGUAUGGCGCCACUGAUAUCACAUCUCUAUGAAUUGGGUUUCAUGGAAGCAAUUGCAAUUCCACAGAUUGAGUGCUUUCAAGGGGCGAUACAGUUUGCCCGGACAGAAGGACUGAUACCAGCACCCGAGCCCACACAUGCCAUAGCUGCAGCAAUACGGGAAGCUCUUCAAUGCAAAGAGAGUGGAGAAUCAAAAGUUAUCUUAAUGGCAAUGUGUGGACAUGGCCAUUUUGACCUUCCUGCUUAUGAGAAGUAUUUGCAGGGUUCCAUGGUUGAUUUGUCUUUCUCGGAAGACAGGAUACAAGUUUCUCUUGCUAAUAUUCCACAUUUGGGCUAAAGGUUACAACUUUUGUCUUUUCAACAUCAUUAUCAUACAAAUUAUCUUAUUGUCAAAGCUACUUCAUCUUAUAUCCAAGUAACGACACAAUUUGUAGCUAAUAAAGCCAUUCGAUGGAACUUUAGGAAUAGAAAAAAUAAUAUGUCUGAACUUA
Erigeron canadensis is the source of this 1769-nucleotide messenger RNA. RefSeq names its product tryptophan synthase beta chain 2. Lineage: Eukaryota; Viridiplantae; Streptophyta; Magnoliopsida; Asterales; Asteraceae. The transcript is spliced from 6 exons. The record is from RefSeq and is a predicted model, not a curated record. Gene Ontology annotation, molecular function: tryptophan synthase activity; L-serine hydro-lyase (adding indole, L-tryptophan-forming) activity; pyridoxal phosphate binding. The coding region runs from base 119 to 1615 and encodes 498 amino acids. Gene Ontology annotation, biological process: L-tryptophan biosynthetic process.